AUGACGCAAGUCUAGGGACUGGCUACUGUAUGCAAAGCUUGGAACCCUACCGUUUUUGAGUGAGUCCUGACACUUAUCCACUUGGCCGAGACAGUGCACCGAGCCGAGAGGCUAGAGCUCAACUAUACACCUACAUACCUCUCCUAAUUUCCGGCUCCUCGGUGUUUCUGUAGGCCUCAUGGCGGGUCUUCCAGGCUUGUCGUAGCUAGAUCUGUUGCACCUUUCAGUUCAACAGUCUGUGCCCCGCAAUGUUCAGGGUGUCUGACAGUAUUAAAAGUAAACUGGCGCCCUGGUUAGGCUGGCGAGAAUUGAUGCCUUCGCUACGUUCGAGUGCUCGUAACGGGAGCGAGGUGUCGGUCUAAGCGGCAUGGAUUGAACUGGGAGUCUACCAACACGUGGUGGCUUGCUGGCCGUCACGUGGUGGUGAGCUCCACGCCUUGCGUCAACGCCACCGCGCUCAGGGCCUUAUGCGUGCGUCUCGACGUGGCGAGCUUGUAGGGCAACACAAGUUGCAGGCAGGUUCAACAACGGCGGCUCGCGCUACCUCGUGAGCGGCAGCGAUGUGACAUCGGCUUUUUCGUUCCAGGCACCACAUCAGUGCGCCUGUUGAUGACGUGCACAUUUGUCGAGGGGAGUUUCCUGAUGUCCGCCAUUCUGCACCGCGAAUCUCUCGUGCGCUGCUAAUUGUUGUCGCGGAGGCGGUAUUCCACGGCUUGAUGCAUUCCUAGGCCGUUUCUUGCUGUCUCGCCCACGUUUCACGUAUAGUUGCGAGCUGCUAUCGAGUCGCCAAUUGCACUGCUUCAAGCAGCCUCGAGCCUUUUUAAGCACGUCGACGAUUCUCCAAGCCUGCUAUAUCCGCGUUCAGCCAGGGGGCUUAUCUGACAAUCGACCAUGCGAGGCUCUCCGUUCCGUUCUCCCGCAUUCGGCGGUGGGGUCAUGCUGGCACCUGUGCAUUCCGCGCAUUCUCCGCAUUCCUCCCCUCCGCCACCGCCACCGCGCACCUUCCCCCAGUCAUCCUCGCCCACCCCACUCCCGGCAGCCGCAGUACCACCGCCGGUCCGUCGCUCUUCGCUCUCCCAUGCCCUUGGGACUGCCCCGCCUUCCGCGCCCUCCGCCUGUUCGUCUGCUGCUUCGUCCGCCGGUGUCGUGGCCUCGGGAGAUUCUUCCCACCCCGCAGCAUGCGCUUCCGCCGCGCGCAUGGGGGAAUGCUCAGGUCCCAGCGGAGUACUAGCUGCUGAAGUUUGCGCUUCUUCCGCUUCCGCGUCCGCUUCCGCCGGCGCUGGCGGCGCGCCUGCCGUCUCUUCUUCCUCGUCGAGCAAGUCUGGUCGGUGGGAUUUUUUUCGCUGGGCAGAUGAGGAGGAUGAGGAGGACGAGGAGGAGGAAGAGGUGGCAGAAGUGGAGGAAGGGGAGGAGGAUGGAAGGGAGGAGGAGAGAGGGGAGAGGGAGGGAGGGGAGGGGGAGUAUGACUAUUCGUGCGCGGGCCCCGCGGGUAUUAGCGGCAACGAGCUGCGGUGGGGGCGCGAGAGUGAGCGCAUGAGCGCCAGCUUCAGCGACGCCCAGCGGGGCGGCAGCAGGAUGGCGGUGGCAGUCACGCGGAGCGACAGUAGUCUUCCGAUCACCCGGGACUUCAGCAGCAGCAGCAGAAAUCUCAGCAGAGUCAGCAGCAGCGGCCGCGGUGGCGGCGGAUCGAACAACCCGGACCGGGGGCUCUCCGCUUUCGCCGCCGCCACCACCGCCACCACCGCCGCUCCUUCCUAUUUCCCUCGUCGCGCGUCCUGCCCCGCGUCUCCGUCGCACAAAGCGCCGCCGCCCGAGGUCACGUGCGCCCCUGUCGAGGGGAGUACAGCAGGCGGGCGCAGCCAAGGGCGCUCACCGGGUGGCGGAGGGAUUGCGGAACGGGGGAGCCACCAACACGACCAGCGGUACCUGUCUCCGCCACCCGUCGGUGGAACCAAUCCCCGGGCUGUGUCUCCGGUUCCUCGUGCUUCGGCCCUUCCUCCUCCUCCUGCUGCUGCUGCUGCUGCUGCGCCCGCCGCCCCUGCCGUGUGUCUCACUCUAGCGGAGCCUUAUUCCGCAACCAAGAGCGCCCAGAGCAUGAUCAGGAGCAACGCGCCCGCGCCUUGCCCCGUGCCUCCCCCCGCGCCUCCGCCCGUCCUGGACCUCCUCUCCGCCGUCCGCGCAGGCCUCGAGGCGGGCGCGCAGCCAGUCUCCGCGCGCGGGGGCCUGGGCGGAGCGUACAUCUUCCGCGACGAGUCUUGCGCCAACCUGGCCAUAGUGAAGCCGACGGACGAGGAGCCCCUAGCGCCCAACAACCCCAACGGGUACGUGGGGCGCGCGCUGGGGCAGCCAGGGUUGAAGCGGAGUAUCCGCGUGGGGGAAGCGGCAGGGCGGGAGGUGGCGGCGUACGUGCUGGACCAUGGCGGGUUCGCGGGCGUGCCGUGCACGGCGCUCGUGUGGGCCGCGCACCCCGCGUUCCAUGUCAACGCGCCGCAGCGCCACGCGCAGGCGCAGGUGCAAGCGCAAACGCAGGCGCAGGAACAGCAGGCGACAGCAAUGCAGGAGGUGCGGCUGUGCUCGCUGCAGCGAUAUGAGGAGCACGACUACGACGCGAGCGAGCACGGCACGUCGCGCUUCCCAGUGGGCGCCGUGCACCGCAUGGGCAUCCUGGACGUGCGCCUGCUCAACACCGACCGCCACUCGGGGAACAUCCUCGUCAAGAAGCUCAGCAGCGGCGGCGGCGGCGGCGGUGCGGCGGAGACGGAGGAUAGGUGGAGGAGGAGCUUCUCGCAUUCGCACGCGCACCUGCGCGGGGACGAUGCCGUGCGGUUGAUUCCGAUUGACCAUGGGUUCUGCUUGCCGGAGGCGCUGGAGUCGGCGUACUUUGAGUGGCUGCACUGGCCGCAGGCAUCUCUCCCGUUUUCUCCAGACGAGCUUGAGUACAUUGCCGCCCUAGACGCCUCCUACGACAUGCGCCUGCUCCAAUCCCACCUUCCCGCCAUCCGCCCGGGCUGUCUGCGCGUGCUGGCCAUCACGACGGCGCUCCUGCAGCGCGCUGCUGCAGCGGGGAUGACUCUGGCGGGGAUCGGCGCGCUGAUGACGCGCGAGGUGCAGGGCCGCGAGGAGCGCCCCAGUGACCUGGAACUGGCGUGCUGGGAGGCGCUGCAGGUGGUGGCGCGGGGGAUGGGCCGGGAGAUGGGGCGUGGGGGUGAGGAUGGAGUGGAGGGGGGGAUUGCUGAGGAGAGUGGUGGGGAGGGGAGUGAGGAGGAAGGGAGCGAGGAAGGAGGAGACGGAGAUUGGGAGUGUCCUAGUUGGGCUGUGGACGGUGGUGAGUGUGACGAGGCAGCAUCAGGGGCUGCAGCAGGCGCGGCACCUACAGCUGGUGGUGCUGCUCUCAGUCGCUGCAGCAGCUUGCAGCAGCAGGUGCUGUUUGCCCCUAAGCCUGGAUGGCGAUGGGCGGACGAGGCGGAUGAUGAUGAUGCUGAUGACGAUGCUGAUGAGGCUGCUGCUGCUGCUGCUGAUGCGAGCAGUAGCGAUGUUGCUGGCAAAGGCGGGGAGAAGGCUCUGGAGGGAAGCACGGCGGUCCUUGCAGAGCGGGAAGGCUGGGGAGGAAAUGACGUGCAUCAUGCUCACACCUUCGACGAUCAUCCCGAUCUUCCCGAUCAUCCCGAUCAUCCCGAAGCGGACGGUGCUGGUGAUGGUGAUGUGAGGAGUCCCCACGGCGAGCAGUUCCACUUUGACGACGACGAGCCUGCCUUCCUGCAAUCCUCAUCCAUCAUCACCUCCACCACAACCACCAUCACUGCUGCUGCUGCUGCUACCGCCGCCGCUGCUGCAGCCACCUCGUCCCUGCCUCGCCCUGCGUCCCUGCGCUUCCUGGACCCGUCCGUCGGCAUGUCUCCCUGCACAAGCGCGCCACUGCUCGACAUCCUCCUUCCGCCAGGAGCCACCUGCAGCCCUGCUCUACCUGCUCUCCCUGCCAUGUGUUCCGAUGAUCCCGUUCGCUCGGCCCUCUGCUCUGGCUUCGCCUCCUCUGCGUCCUCCAACCAGCACAUGCUGCUGCCUGCACUGCCGUCUCUCCCUUCUCUUCCGGCUCUCGAGCUCUCGCCGUACCUCUCGCCCCUCUCUCUGGCUGCGCCUACUGGCAGCUGUGACUCGCUGCUGCUUGCUCAGGGGCAGGUUGCUGAUGAAGGCUCGCUGCUGCUGCAGGGGACGGUCCUGUCUCUGUCUGUGUCUUUCCCUGCGUUCACUGCGCACGGAGAUGAUGCUGCUGGCACGGGCUUUACUGGCAGCUUCAGGGCGUGGAACAGCAGCAGCGGCAGCAGCACCAGCAGCACCAGCAACAGGAGUGGUGGCGAGGGGUUCAAGCCGGUCUCUGAUGCUGAGUGCGAUGGUCUGACUGGUUCAAGAUCAGCUGGGGCGGUGGAGGGGAAGGAGGAGCAGGAGGAGCGGGAGGGGCGAGAGGGACAGGAGCCGGAGGAGGGGGAGGAGAUGCUAGUCGUGCGUCGCUUCUCCCUGCCAUCAGCCCCUCUUUCCUGCUCUGCUACAAGUUCACCUUUUGCUGCAACCCCUGUGCUGCUCUCGUCGUCGUCCUCCUCCUUCUCCAUUGAUCCCACCACCAGCACCAGCAGCAGCAGCAGCAGCAGCAGCAGCUUUGCAACACGCCCCACCCGCCUCUCCUCCCGCUCUCCUUCCGCCCGCACCCCCUCCUCGUCCUCCUAUGCCCCCCCGUCCCACCUGGCUUCCAGGGCUCUACACCGCCGACCAGUGGGGCUGGCGCGACAGGCAGGUAAUGCAGCGGGGAAGGGCAGCGUGCGGAUGCAGCGGCAGCAGCUGCUGCAGGAUCAGCAGCAAGAGGGGUGGCAGGAGGGGGUGGGAGGGAUUGCAGGAGGAGCGGGAGGGGGCACAGGGGCAUGGAUGGGAGAAGAAGGAGACGCACGAGGGGUGGCAGGAGGGUUAGCAGCAGGGGUAGCAGGGGCAACAGCAGGGCCCGGAGAAUGGAUGGAUUUGGGACAGUUGAGUGAGGAGGCGUGGGCGGUGUUCCUGCGCGUGCUGGAGGGCAUUCUGGAGGAGCUUAUAGAGCGCCGCUGCGGCGACUGCGUCACGCGCAGGCUGCACUUUGGCACCUCCUGCCGCUUCUGACCACCACCAGACCAGACCAGACCACCGCUGCCUGACCUGAGCAAUUGCCCUGCUGCUGCUGCCAUUGCUGCUGGUGCGAUACUGUGGAGCUCAAGGAUUGCUCUGCUCUACAUCCUCCCUCCCUUGUGUGGUUUCCUUCCGGCCGGCCUGCCUGCCUGCCUGCCCUGCCCAAUCAGCGGCUGGUAACUAGUGGCAUUUUUCCUGAUCUGCUUUCUGCCUGCUUGUAUCUCGUUGCUCUGGGCUGCUCUGGGCUUAACGUUCUUUUGUGCCAUACGAGAGACUGGAGGAGCCAUAGCGUGUAAGUUUGCUUGCCAUUUGUUUGGAGAGAGGGUCCUUGUCGUGUCGAAGCAAUGCAUGCAAGUUGGUGUUUGCCUGCUUUAGCGUGUAGCCGUUGGCCGUAUGGUUGUGCGUAGGGUAUAUGUCUGCUCUGCAUGCACAUGUCUUGGUGUUCAUGCCGUUUGCUUGUAUUUGUAUGUAUCUCUACUAUCUAGGUUGCAUUGCACGAAUGUACUCCAA
This is a messenger RNA of Closterium sp. NIES-67, 5655 nucleotides long. NCBI's taxonomy places the organism in Eukaryota, Viridiplantae, Streptophyta, Zygnematophyceae, Desmidiales, Closteriaceae. The record is from the annotation of a GenBank genome assembly.